GAGAGCUGCUCUCUCUCUGUCUAGAAGGGCAGGAAAAUGGCCAGUAUUUCAGUGGAACAUGACCAGUUCGGCUGUCCAGUCUGUCUGGAUCUGCUGGAGGAUCCAGUGACCAUCAACUGUGGACACAGUUUCUGUAAGGUGUGUAUUAAUGGGUGCUGGGAUCAGGAUGAUCAGAGGGGGGUCUACAGCUGCCCCCAGUGCAGAGAGACCUUCACUCCAAGGCCUGUUUUAAGCAGAAACAACAUGCUGGCUGAAGUGGUGGAGAAACUGAAGGAGACAGAACUCCGAGCUGCUUCUCCUGCUCCCCGUUACGCUGGACCUGGAGAUGUGGAGUGUGAUUUCUGCACUGGGAGAAAACUCCAAGCCAUCAAGUCCUGUCUGACGUGUCUGGCCUCCUUUUGUGAAACUCAUCUUAAACCUCACUGUGAAGUUCCUGCAUUGAAAAAGCACAAGCUGGUCAAAGCCUCCUCACAGCUACAGGAGAAGAUCUGCUCUCAGCACGAUGAAGCAGUGAAGUUCUACUGUCGUACUGACCAAAGCUGCAUCUGCUAUUUAUGUACAAUGGAGGAACACAGAGGUCACGAUACAGUCCCAGCUGUAACUGAGAGAACCGAGAAACAGAAUCAGCUGAAGGAGAUUCAGAGUAAAUUCCAGCAGAGAAUCCAGGAGAAACAGAAGAAGCAGCAGGAGCUGAAACAGACUGUGAAGACUCUUAAGCGCUGUGCUCAGUCAGCAGUGGAGGACAGUGAGAGGAUCUUUACUGAACUGAUCCGCUCCAUUGAGAAAAAGCGCUCUGAGGUAGCAGAGCUGAUCAGAGCUCAGGAGGAGGCUGAACUGAGUGGAGCUGAAGAACUCCUGGAGAAACUGGAGCAGGAGAUCGCUGAUCUAAAGAGGAGACACACUGAGCUGGAGCAGCUUUCACACACAGAGGAUCACAUCCAUUUCCUCCAGAGUUUCCAGUCUCUCUGUGUCUCUUCUGGAUCUGAGGACUCACCCAGCAUCACUGUCCAUCAACACCUCUCAUUUGAUGGAGUGAGGAGAUCUCUCUCUGAGCUGAAAGAGCGACUAGAGGAGUUCUGCAGAGAGGAGUUCAGUAAAAUCCCUCCACAUGGUAAGAGGAGCUGUCCUGCUGUGGAACAGAAGGAUGGAAAUCUUUACUUGAACAGGAAGAGUAAAGCUGCAGCAGUUCAGAUUUUAUCAUCAGAACCAAAAACCAGAGAAGAUUUUCUGCAGUAUUUCUGUCAGCUGACUCUGAAUCCCAACACAGCACAUUGCCACCUCAUUCUGUCUGAGAAGAACAGAGUGGUGACAUCCAGUUUUAAAAAACAGUCAUACUCUAAUCAUCCAGCGAGAUUUGACUACUGGCGUCAGGUGUUGUGUAAGGAGAGUGUGAGUGGACGCUGUUACUGGGAGGUUGAGUGGAGCAGUAAGAGAUAUGUGUACAUAUCAGUGUUACAAAAAGGGCUCAGCAGGAAAGGACGGGGUAUUGGUUGUGGGUUUGGACACAACAGUCAGUCCUGGAGUCUGCUGUGUUCUCCAUCUCUCACUUUCCUGCACAACAACAUUCAGACUGAGAUCUCAGGACCAUCAUCCUCCAGAAUAGGAGUGUAUGUGGAUCACAGUGCAGGAACUCUGUCCUUCUACAGCGUCUCUGACACAAUGACCCUCCUACACACAGUCCACACCACAUUCACUCAGCCGCUCUACGCUGGGUUUGGAGUGGGUGGUGUUGGAUCAUCUGUGAGAUUAUGUGAUAAAUAAUGAUUCAUCUAAUGAAUAUGGUGGAAUAUAUAGAAUGUAACUUCUGCCGCUUUAUAAAUGGGCCAUAUUGUUGUAAUAGGUGGACAGAAAUAUAGAUCAAUAGAUAGUCUUUAUUAAUCCUGGUGGAAAUUGCAGAGUCACAUCACUACACCAUCACAGUUCUAUACAAAUCACAGACCUGUACUAAUCACAUAGCUGUAUAAGGAAGAGCUACAAUUAAGUUAUUAUAAGACAUAACAAGAGAAAUAAAACACAGGAUCAACAAACAAGUGAGUCUCAGAUGAUAUUUACAUGUAAUAUAACUGCAGGUAGUUACAUGUGUGUAUUGAUGAGAUAAUGGGUGGAGAUGAUCUCUAUUAGAGAAAUAUUAAGACAAAAUCACUACUAGAUAAAUAUUAUAAUGCUUACCACUACAUUAAUAUUACGAUAACAGAUUGCGUUCUCAUUUAUGUUCAUGUUAUUUACUUUAGUUUACAUCAGAAUGAGUUACAUCAGUACAGUUCGUAGUGUUGUUUUGCUUACAUA
Molecule: messenger RNA, 2286 nt
Organism: Colossoma macropomum (tambaqui)
Lineage: Eukaryota; Metazoa; Chordata; Actinopteri; Characiformes; Serrasalmidae
Product: tripartite motif-containing protein 16-like
Exons: 6
Coding region: 37-1761 (574 amino acids)
Molecular function (GO): zinc ion binding; protein binding
Source: RefSeq, a predicted model, not a curated record